AUGAGAGGCUCUGAAAACACUUCUACUGCCUCUCUCUCUCUCUCUCCAAAAAUGAUGAUUUCCCUCAAAGCCAUGCAGACCUCCUUCGCUCCAAAGCAUGCCCUUUUCCACACAAGAGUACUCCACACGAAGAAUCCCACACUAAUCUCACUCUGCAAAUCCAAAGAAUCCAAUGCCGAGGAAUCCCAACCUGAAGGAGAUGUUCAAAAACAGGAACUGCUUGCCAAAAUUGCAAUGCUUGAAGCGCAAAAAGUCCGCCUCACCGAUUACUUGGACGAGCGGUCCACCUAUCUAACCAAAUUCGCUGAAGAAGCCAAUGCCGAGCUCGACCAGUUUGGAGAAAAUGCUCUUAGAGAUCUCAAUGAAGCCAGUGCCAAGAUAAUGGGGGAUCUAGACAGCCAAAUGCAAGCAUUUGAAGAAUCUGCAGAGUUGAACAAAGCUAAGAUUGAGGAGAAUCAAAAGAAGUUAGCAGAAGUUGAAGGCCUGAUAGAGAAAGACAGGAAUGAAGGGCUAUUCUUUAAGAACUUGGGGCAGGGGAAGCCUAUUGACAAAGCAAAAGCUAAAGAGGAAAUGCAGAAGAUUAAGGAGAUUACCAUAGACAGUGCCGGAUCAAAGACUAGGCGGAAUAUUUACCUCGCAUUGAUUGGCUUGGUCGCCGCCGGGAUCGCUGAUUCGUUGAUCUCUUCUUCAACCAGAUGGCAAAAGGUUGCGAUUCUUGGAGCGAUUUUGGUGGGUUUGAUUUCCCAACUCAUCUACGAGCAGAACAUAUUGUCAAAAACAGAAAAAACAGAAAAGGAGAAAAGUGAGGACAAGAAAGAUUGAUGUUUUUUCUUUCCUCAGUCUAAUUGUUUUGUUGUGACACUUAUUACCAGAUAGAAAUAUAGCAUGAGAUAUAACUCCAA
Rhododendron vialii is the source of this 902-nucleotide messenger RNA. RefSeq lists its product as uncharacterized. Gene Ontology annotation, cellular component: chloroplast. NCBI's taxonomy places the organism in Eukaryota, Viridiplantae, Streptophyta, Magnoliopsida, Ericales, Ericaceae. The transcript has 2 exons. Bases 1 to 822 code for a protein of 273 amino acids. The record is from RefSeq and is a predicted model, not a curated record.